Xenia sp. Carnegie-2017 is the source of this 1294-nucleotide messenger RNA. RefSeq names its product target of rapamycin complex subunit lst8-like. Gene Ontology annotation, cellular component: TORC1 complex; TORC2 complex. The transcript has 9 exons. Gene Ontology annotation, biological process: regulation of actin cytoskeleton organization; TOR signaling. The coding region runs from base 126 to 1082 and encodes 318 amino acids. NCBI's taxonomy places the organism in Eukaryota, Metazoa, Cnidaria, Anthozoa, Malacalcyonacea, Xeniidae. Gene Ontology annotation, molecular function: protein binding. The record is from RefSeq and is a predicted model, not a curated record.
CGUUACAACUUCCCUACAUGAAGUAAUUCAUUGUCCUUUUCGGAAAAGAUCAUAAGCGACGAAUGACUGUGUUUACAGUUAAAGUUGAACCAUUAUAUGAAUGAAUAUUUUUGCUAUGAACAACGAUGGGCAAUGAAGAGUAUGGCAACGAAAAAGUGAUACUUGCUACAGCUGGUUACGACCAUUCCAUAAGAUUUUGGCAAGCGCACAAUGGAGUGAGUCAUCGAACUGUUCCACAUUCCGACUCCCAGAUCAAUGACAUGGCCAUCACACCAGAUAGACGUCAUUUGGCAGCUGCAGGUUACCAACACAUAAAGAUGUACGACAUUAAAACCAGUAAUAUUAAUCCAAUUUUGAACUACGAUGGAAUUUCGAAGAACACGACGUCCGUUGGUUUUCAAGAAGACGGAAAAUGGAUGUUUACCGGUGGUGAAGAUUGUUCUGCAAGGAUUUGGGACCUUCGUUCAAGAAAUCUGCAAUGUCAACGAGUUUAUCAAGCGAAGUCUGCCGUCAACUGUGUCGUCCUACAUCCAAAUCAAAGUGAACUGAUCGUCGGUGACGACAGCGGUGCGAUACAUGUGUGGGAUUUGAGAACUGAUCGCAGUGAGAAGCUUAUACCUGAAGCAGAAGCCGCUGUGUUAUCUUUGAGUAUCAACGAGGAUGCAACAUACAUGGCAGCCAUUAACAACCAGGGAAACUGUUACGUGUGGAGUUUAUCGUCUGGUACAACAACGGAGCCAACUGUCUUGAGACCGCGAUCAAAACUCGUGAAAGCCCACGAGAAAGCUGGUUUGAAAUGCUUAUUCAGUCCAGAUUCGUGCUUGUUAGCGACCACCUCUGCUGAUCAGAGCAUAAAGAUAUGGCGUACGAGUGAUUUUACAUUAAAAUCGACGCUCAAGGACGACGAGCAACGUUGGGUUUGGGACUGUGAUUUUUCUGAUGAUUCACAAUACCUUGUUACAGUUUCGUCUGACGCAAUUGGACGCUUGUGGUCUUUGGAACAAGAAGAGGUCGUUCGUAAAUACAAAGGACAUCAGAAAGCGCUCGUGUCACUCGCUUUCAAAGACGUACGCAUCGACUGAGCAUGCGCAGAAUGUACUUGUACAAGAUAUUAUACAAAGACGUACCACAACUCUCGAACUGUUCAUACUGAAUGUCCCAUUUAAACAAACCUUGUGUUUCAUAAUUGACGUCGCUAUGUGAAGAAUCUGUCAAGAAAAUGAAUAGAUGUUUAUAAAAAAGCAUUGAUUGUUAGAGUCAAAUGAAAUACGAAAUAAAAUAAACUGACCAUUAA